AUGGUUAAAGAUCUAGAAAAACAAAACUCAGAUCUUUUAUAUGAAAAUUUAAAUUGGAAAAAUAAAGAAAGCAACUAUAUUCAGGCAAAAGAAGAUAUUGAAAAGCUAAAAGUCACUGUUAAAAAAUUAUCGAAUAACUUUUUGAAAGAAAUACAAAGUAAGGAUGCAAUAAUAUCAGACUUAAAUAAACAAAUUGAGAUUAACCGGAAUAAUUUUCAAGCAGAAAUUAAAGCCAAAGAGGACAAAAUUUUUGAGCUAGAGAAUGAUAUUGAAGCUUUAAUUGAGGACCAAAAGGACCAAGAACAUGAUUUGAUGCCAUAUGGAAUUAUUGAAGAAAAGUUGAGUAAGGAGAGAGAGGAGGAUAAAAGUAGAAUUAAUAGAGAAUUGCAAGAAACAAAGGAAAAAUUGGAAGAGUCUGUUAAAAAAUACAAUGAAAGUCUGAAAAUUAUUGAGCUGAUGGAAGACCUAAAAUUGAAAAUGAAUGAUAAAAUUUCAAAUUUAACUGAAGAAUGUGAGACUAAAGAUCAGGAUCUUAAAACAUAUACUUUGGAACGUUUAUAGCCUUGAGCUGUAAGCCCAGCUUAUAGAUAGGAUUCAUCUCCAAAAUUGUUUAGAGACUACACAAGUCAAAAUAAGAAUGCAUUUGCCACCAUCAGUCUUAAUCUGGCAGCUUCGUAAAAAACCCUAUUUUCAAGUUUAAGGUGAGCUAUGAGACGCUCUCUAUGCUAUAUAUUGACAAAUAUAAUCAAAGUCAAUCUACUAUUGAUGAAAUAGCAAAUAAAAAUUGUAUACUAAAUGAUAAGCUUUCUCAGCUUAAAUUAGAGCUAGAAAAAUAUAAGGGCGAAGCAGAUAUCACUGAUCAAAUAAGACUUGAUUUAGAAAAAAAGCAUGAACUCUAUAAAGCAUCAACAAAUAAGCUUAUAGACACUCAAAAGCAAAAUAUUUCUUCCUUAAUGCUGAUUAGCAAAUUAAUUAUUUUUUUUAGAAAAUUGAUUUUUUUUAUGAUAUAAACUAGUCUUAAAAAUAGGACUCAAAAAAAUAUUAUAUAAGAAGGAGAGCUAGAAAAUGAAAUUUCUGAAUUGAAAGAAAAUCUCAAGCGUAUUAUUACUGAAUCGGAAAUGAAAGAUAACGAGUAUGAUACAAAUAUAUCAGAACUGCAAAAUAAAUUCAACGAAAAUCUUCGGUACUUGCAAAUUUUGCAGGACAAUUAUAAUUCUCUACUGCUUAAAGAAGAAAAUAGCCAAAAAUUAAUGUCAAAGCUUGAAAAGAAAAAGAAAAAGAUUGAAAAUCUAAAAGCAAACAUUUUAGAUUUAAGCAAGUCAAAGGAAGAAAUGGAGAUUAAGAUCCAGGAUCUCACAAAAGAUUUAAUUACUCCCCCCAUCCUCCAUGAGCGAAAAAAAUUAGAAAAAUGCCUAUUUUUGGCCCUAAAGUUAAAGUGAACAAAAAUUUUUAAAUAUGAAAAUUUUUUAUAAAAAAAUAUUGAUAUAUAAGUGACAAUUAUUAUAAUGAAAUCUCUAGCUAAUUCUGCUUAAAAUUUAAACAGCUUGAAUUUUAAAAUAAAAAUUUCCAAUUUAAAUUAAUUUUUGCUUCUCAAUUUUUACAAAUUGGAAUUUUUUUAAAUUUUGAAGAAAAAAAAUUAACCCCCUCCGUUAGCGAACAACAUUUUUUUGUUCGCUUUUGGGGGAGUUAGUUAUUAAUAUUGUUUAACGUCCAAUGCCGCAUCAUCUAUACUGGUGUCUGCUCCUACUUCUGGAUACCUCGCCGCAUUGCAUCGUACACCGUCUGGCUUUGUUUGAAUGAUCUCUCAGCUUCUGACAUUUAGAUUUUAACGGCUGCCCUUCAAGUUCUCGAAUUGGCGCACUAAGCGCCCUAUCUUCAUUCCCAGGGGUUGAUAGUAUACUUUAGAAAAAUCCAUUCCCCUGGGAUGGAGUCCGAAUUUGCACAUCCUCUUGCUAAAUAUUCUAUCUUUGCCGAAAUAAUUCACUGGGUAAAGCCAAACCUCAUUAUCCUCAUUAUCAAAAUUUCCAAAGAAUAUAUUCUAUUCGGAGAACAGGUAAAUCAGAUUUUGAUUAUCACAAAAGAUUUACAAAAUCAAGAUUAUCUGUCAGAUCUUAAAAACAGCAAAGAAAAAUUGGAAAGAGAGUAUCUUACUUACUUAAUUAUCUGGUAUUUAAGGUGUCUAGUGCCGCAGCCCAAAAGGGCCUAUGGCAAAACUAGUGACGUAGGUGAGCCAUCUUGGAACAGGUCAGCCCUGGCCAAGCCUUCUAUCAACUCCUGCUUCACCAGCCUUGCUGCACGUCUCACCCGGCGCGAUGCCGUCGCCCUUGUCGCUCGACUCAGCUCCUGCGCGUGUUCCGCCUAAGGGUCAUCCUCCCGUGGGGAUGUGCUGAGAGGUAAAAGCCCGAAAUCUUGAGAGGACUGAGGAGCAGUUCCUCUGGUUAUCCCCAGAGUUAAACCGCUAUUGCUGUCCAGAAGUUCUCGAGUGAAAACCUAACCCUAUAAAUAAAAUUCCAUGAGGGAGAGAAAAUUAGCGAAGCUAAUUUCUCUCGAGCCGAAUGCCAUUUUAUUUAUGGAAAGAGAGUAUCAAUCUUUAGAAGAGUGUCACAAUGCUUCAGUUAAAAAUAAUGAAGAAUUGAAUGAGAAACUCAAUGACUUAAUUAAUGAAAAGCAGUCUCUUCAAGCGUUAAUUGACUCUAAGCAAGUAGAAAUAGCUGAAAAAGAAAAUGAAAUAAAUAUACAAAAAUCAAUAUGGCAGGAAAAGCAUGAAAUGCUGAUAGACCAAUUAAAUAAAAAAGAAAGCGAAAUCAAAAAAAUGAAGAUACUAUCGGAAAUAAUAAAUUAUUAUUUGAAGAAAUUUCAUCAUUAA
This is a messenger RNA of Blepharisma stoltei, 2866 nucleotides long. Lineage: Eukaryota; Ciliophora; Heterotrichea; Heterotrichida; Blepharismidae. The record is from the annotation of a GenBank genome assembly.